AUGGCGGGCACAGCAACCAGAGGACAUCAUGGCAAUUCAGUUCGGUCGAUAACAAUUGCAUUUGCCAUCAGUCUGGCAGGGUUCCUAUACGGACUCGACACGGGCAUCAUCGCCACAACCAUCGCCCAGUCCAGCUUCAAGACUUACAUGUACGGCCCUGACGGCGUAGAUUCCUCCCUCAAUGGCGGCAUCGUCUCUGGAUACUACGCCGGCAGUUGCCUCGGUAGCGCAGCCGCUUCAUGGACCAUGGACGGCAUGAGUCGACGCUGGAGCCUGCUCUUCGGUUCCACCGUGAGCGUCAUCGGGGCUGCCAUACAAGCCGGAGCCAUGAACCCGGCCAUGAUGAUCGUAGGUCGUGCCUUCUCUGGCUUCUCAACCGGCAUGGUCUACGCUGUGGCGCCUGUGUACCUCUCCGAGAUGUCGCCGCCUGAGAACCGAGCCUUCCUCGUUGGCAUCAAGGGUCUCAUGAAUACUUUGGGUGCCCUGUUGGCCAACUGGAUCGGCUACGCUGGUAGCUUCGGUGCCGGAAACAUUCAGUGGCGUGUUCCUCUCGCCAUGCAGGCUCCACCGGCCAUGCUCCUCAUGGCAUUGACAUUCGUCCUGCCAUACUCACCACGAUGGCUCAUCCAGCGCGAGCGACACGAAGACGCCAUGAAAGUCCUCCGCUACCUCCACGCCCACCGCGGCGAAGAGUGGAUCACAUCCGAAUACACCAAAAUGCAGAGCCAGAUCACGUUCGAGUCGGAGAUGCGCCGCCAGAGCAGCUACCGCGAGCUCUUCACCCGGCGCUACAUCCGCCGCACGCUGCUCGGCUGCCUGAUCGUCAACAUGACGAAGCUGUCCGGCUCGAACAUCAUCCAGGCAUACCAGACGGUCAUGUACAACGCGCUCGGCUUCGAGGGCCGGACGGUUCUCCUCAUCGCCGGCUGCUAUGGCUUCAUGGCCGUCAUCGCGCAGAUCCUCAGCCUCUUCACGCUGUCCGACUUCUGGCCGCGGAAGCGGACGGUCGUCAUCGGCCACAUCGUCCUCGCUACAUGCCUCAGCAUCCUCACCGCCCUCAGCCGCUUCUACCCGGACGACCACAACCUGUCCGGCUCCCGCGCCGGCGUGGCCUUCAUCUUCCUCUUCGCCUUCCUGUACUCGUACUUCUUCAACACCGUCGUCUGGGUGCUCGUCGCCGAGAUCUUCCCGCUGCAUCUGCGCGCCCGGGGCAACGGUUUCGCCGUCUUCAGCCAGGCUGUCACUGCCAUUUGGCUGAGCUAUGUUGCUAGCAUCGCGUUUGAUCAGAUCGCGUGGAAGUUUUACUUCGUUUUCAUUGGGUGCAAUCUUUUUGCCGCGACUAUGUAUUUCCUGUACUUGCCGGAGACGAACCAGAUGACGCUGGAGCAGGUGGCGGCCGCGUUUGGGGACGAGAUUGCUGUCGAGAGUAAGGAUGCUAAGGGCUCUGUUUCGCACAUUGAGGUCGUGGCGGGAGGGAAGGAUGGUGCUACCAGGGCUUGA
Lasiodiplodia theobromae is the source of this 1500-nucleotide messenger RNA. Its product is annotated as High-affinity glucose transporter. Gene Ontology annotation, cellular component: membrane. Gene Ontology annotation, molecular function: carbohydrate:proton symporter activity. The record is from RefSeq and is a predicted model, not a curated record. Bases 1 to 1500 code for a protein of 499 amino acids. The transcript has 4 exons. NCBI's taxonomy places the organism in Eukaryota, Fungi, Ascomycota, Dothideomycetes, Botryosphaeriales, Botryosphaeriaceae. Gene Ontology annotation, biological process: transmembrane transport; carbohydrate transport.